UUUUGUGUAGUUUUUUUUAAUUUAUCUUUUGGAUACGGUUGUUUGCGGAUGUUUGUGUAUUCGGUCAGCUGGCAUAGCAGAAAAAAACUUCAAGAUAUUAAACGAAAGCGCGUCUCGUGAGUAAGUGUGUGACAUCGAUGCAUCGACAAAUGUAAUACGUAAAAAGUAGACUAAUAACAACCAAUAAAAAUAAGUUUUAUUGAAGCACAAUACUUCCUUGAAAAGUGUUUAUUUUAUACAAAUAGAAAUCGUGAAAAUAGAAUACCUAUAGAAAGAAGUUUAUGAGAAAUGUGUUCUUUGACCUAAGGAUAAAAUAAAAAAGUUUUCUUGUAAAUUCAAACAUUUAUACCAAAAAUUAAAGAAAAUAUAAAAAGUUAAAAUUAUGGCUGCUGAGGGGAUACGUCAAUGCUUACUGCUUUGGAGUGUUGACUAUUGGAAUUUAGAAGUCAUGGCUGAUGGGGUUUUCAAAUCACGAGACAUUGGCUUGCGUGCCCAAAAAAAGAUUCUUUCCCGCAUGGCUACAAAGAAUAUUGCGAAGACAUUUAUUGAUGGUACAACAGCAUCACUAUUGGACAAUUUAUAUCGCCUUUGCAAACUUCAUAGUGGAAACAAGGUUAAAGCGGAGAAAAUUAUUAAAAAUAUAAUUAAAAUUGUUAUAAAAAUUGGAGUUUUACAUCGCAACAAUCAAUUUAAUGCCGAAGAACUAACCCAAGCUGAAACAUUUAAGCGAAAAUUUCAGAAUACUCAACUAUCAGUUAUAUCUUUCUAUGAAGUUGAUUACAGUUUUGACCUGCCAUAUUUACAAAAAUCAAUAGCUGAAUCACAUACAGCUUUAAAGUCCAUUGUACAGAGACAUUUAACCGAAAAGUCUUUAAAUCGCAUCGAUGAAGUAUUUGAAUUUUUCAGCGAUCCAACACUUUUGGAAACAGCAUUUAAACCAAAUUCACCAUAUCGAGAAGUGAUGGGCAAAAUUGUAGCCGAUAUUAAUACUGCCAUGGAUACAGGGGAUAUUUGAAUAAUGAUGAAUCAAAAUACCAAAGAAUUAUCUAAAUCAAAUUACAUAUUUAUUUAUACAACAAUUUACUCUACAAACGAACAUAUCACCAAAACUGAUGUGUAGAGUUAGGGUUUAAAUUUAAUUUAAACUACAAUACCAAAAACCACUUAAAAAUUAUGACUACACUUUUAAUAUGAGUAGCUUGUUAAACAAUAAAUAUAUUUAUGUAGUUAAUUAUUUUUUAUUAUUUACUAAAUCACUAACACAAUAAUAAAUAUACCUACGUAUAUUUAUUUUUACACGCCAAUAGAAAAUGAACAUGACUUUUAUACAUAUGUAUGUAUGUACAUAUGUAUAUUUCGAGACAUAAUUAAUACGACUUUUAUAAGAAUUGCGGAAUAGAUUUGUUAUUUAAAAAUCGAACAAUUUUUCAUAAUUCAGUAAUCAGCAUUCCUAAACAGUAUUCCAAAUUUUUAAUUACACAUGCAUUUAUGUACACUGGAAUGGUAGCGAUUUUAAAUACAUAUUAGAGACGAUGAAAAAUUUAACAAAUUCUUUAUGUCUUUUUCUAUAAAAUGACUGUCACUCUAAUGUACAUAUAUGUAUUCAUGUAAGUUAAUUUAAAGUAUAUUCAAAAUAUAACACUAAGUCAUAUCAUCAGAUUGUAGUCACAAUUUAUUACAAUAUUUUAGCUUUGGAAUUUAAAUACAUAUACAUACAUACAUACAUACAUAAGGGCCCCCAUAUGAAACUCAUAUCAUUCCGGUUUAAGAAAUACGAAAAACAAUAAGAAGAGAAUUCACAGUAUCUUAUAAUCAAUUAAAUUUUUAUUUUUGUUGAUGAACUUAAUGCCUUAUAAUUCCUCCCAAAACUGUUCCUUUAAAAACUAAUCAAAGGUGCACAGAUCGAAUUUUUUUUAUUUUAAUUUUUAUGCACAUUAAAAUAUGUAUGUGUGUGUAUUUAACAUGACAUAGCAAUAAUCGCAAUUUGUUUUAUUAUCAUUCGAGCAAAAACUUGUGUAAAAUUGCAAAGGUACUUAAAAAAACUUUAUUAAGAAAUAAUGACUUUUAUAUUUAUUUCAAUUAAAGUAUAAAAAUUGUAUUUAUUUUAUUCGAUACUUUAAAUUUAUUUAGUUUGUUAGAUGUUAUAUAUAUUUUGAAAUAUUGUAUGUGGUAAUUAUUUUUUUAAAAAGUGACGUCCUUAAUAUGUACAAUAAUAUUAUAAAAUUUUUGUAUACAAAAGCAAAUAUAAAAAUUAGGUAGAUAUACAUAACAUAUUUUUUUUAACGGUCUCAAAUACUUUUAUAUAUUAGUAUAUAUUUAUAUCGUUGCCUUAAUGUUAAAUAUUGUUUUAAACAUUUACGAUAUUUUUGAUAAAAAAUGAUCAAAAAAAUAUAUUUACAUAUAUACAUAUUUAUGUAUGUACUACACACAUAUGUACAUAUGUAAGUAUGUAUGUAUUUCAAUUUAGAAAAGGCUAUAGGGAGAAUCUAUCAAAGCGUUAGAUACAGUUGUUUAUACUAUUCUUAAAAAGUUACAAAAUCUUAAAAUUUUCACAAAAGUAUUCAUAUUUCAAUAUAAAACUUUAAACAAGAAAUGCUGGUAAAUAUCUUUUAAAUUUGAAAUUAGAUGGAUUCUCCUCAUAUUAAGGUGGCGAUAACUUUUUAUAUGUAUCUAUAUAUAAAUAUCGUAAGAGUUUAAUAAACACCCUUAAAAACAAAUUUGUAUUGGAUGGAUCUGAAUGUGAAAAAAACAAAAAAAGCUAGUAUUGCUAGCUAGUGCUAACAUUUCCGGCAACAAAAUGAAAUCCCUCCAAAACAAAUUUAAAUGGGCAGAUUUAAGGUACAUACGUUUGUUAGUCUUAAGUAUAUGAAUGUAUUAAAUGGUGCAUAUACAUAUGUACAUAUGUAUGCAUAAACUCGAUUAAUGAUAUUAAAUGGAAUCAUAAAAAUAUUACUUAUAAACUCUAAAA
Lucilia sericata (common green bottle fly) is the source of this 2968-nucleotide messenger RNA. It is a transcript of the gene sigmar, whose product is annotated as tumor necrosis factor alpha-induced protein 8-like protein. The record is from RefSeq and is a predicted model, not a curated record. Gene Ontology annotation, biological process: regulation of apoptotic process. Bases 383 to 1015 code for a protein of 210 amino acids. NCBI's taxonomy places the organism in Eukaryota, Metazoa, Arthropoda, Insecta, Diptera, Calliphoridae. Gene Ontology annotation, cellular component: cytoplasm. The transcript has 5 exons.